AUGCAGCUCGGCUUCACAUUUUCACUGCUCCUUGCGAGCCUUCUCGUUCUGCUUUCUGGAGUCGAGGCUGCACCUACGAAGCGAAGUGGUCUGGUCACCCUUCCUCUCAAGAGGAUUACCCAGACCCGCUCAGAUCUUCACCCGCAACUUCUGCAACAGCACAUCAACCGCGGUCUCAAGCGCUAUGCGCGCAUGACUGGCCGAGAUGAGCCAAGUGCCCUCGAGCUGCGCGCGAACCUUCACAAGAGGCUCUACAUCCCUGCUGAAGGACGCCCCGGUCCACGCAGGGUGAAUUCCAAACGGUUCAACAGACAUGGAUCGAAAGGCACGCAGGCUGCGACCUCCGCCAGCAGCGCGACCUCCACCGGCAGUGCAGCCGGUAGCGGUGCAGGUUUCUCUGAGAUUGAUUUGGAAGCUGAAGAUAACGGCGGCCUUACGGAUGCCAACCCGCCUACCGCGGCCAACUCUCUUGGCCUUGACAUUGAGGCUUACGAUGUUGGUUAUAUCGCCACUGUCCAGAUGGGAACCCCGCCUCAGGACUUCAAGCUUCUCAUGGACUCCGGUUCCGCGGAUCUCUGGGUUGGCGGUGAGCAAUGCCAAUCGACAGAGGGUGGAAAUUGCGGCAAUCAUACCUUCCUAGGCAAUCAGUCCUCCUCGUCCUUCGUCGACUUGGGCAGUCAGUUCCAAGUGACUUACGGAUCUGGUGCUGUUCAAGGUGACAUUGUUACCGACAACAUCAAUGUCGCUGGCCUCGCCUUGAACAAUCACACCUUCGGUGUCGCUACUGUUGAGACAGAUGAUUUUGCCGAUGACUCUGUGCCCUUCGACGGCCUGAUGGGUCUUGCGCAAUCCACAUUGUCGGAGCAGGGUGUUCUUACGCCCGUCGAAUCCCUCGCCCAAGCCGGCCUCAUCAGCGACGCUAUCACCUCGUUCAAGAUCUCCCGUCUUGCCGACCAGAAGAACGACGGCGAAGUCACCUUCGGUGGUCUUGACCCGACCAAGUUCGAUGCUGCGACGCUGACCACCUUCAACAAUGUCAACACGGAAGGCUUCUGGGAGGGCGCCAUGAGUACUGUAUCCGUUAACGGCCAGGAUCUGGGUCUCCAGGGCCGCACUGCUAUCCUCGACACCGGCACUACCCUCAUCAUCGCACCUGAUGCCGACGCUGCCGCCGUCCACCAGGCCAUUCCCGGCGCUCAGUCCGACGGCCAGGGCGGUUUCACGCUCCCAUGCACCACCAACGCGAGCGUCGCCCUGACAUUCAGUGGUCAGCAGUUUGCGAUUGAUACUCGUGAUCUUCUGUUUUCGCCAGUCGACCCUACCAAUCUCACUGGUGACUGUGUCUCCGGUAUCUCCUCUGGCCAGAUCGGUGCUGCAACAGAAUGGCUGGUGGGAGAUGUCUUCCUUAAGAAUGCCUACUUCUCUACCGAUGUUGGCAAAAACCAGAUUUCGCUCGCUAAACUCGUGUAG
Molecule: messenger RNA, 1470 nt
Organism: Phanerochaete carnosa HHB-10118-sp
Lineage: Eukaryota; Fungi; Basidiomycota; Agaricomycetes; Polyporales; Phanerochaetaceae
Exons: 7
Coding region: 1-1470 (489 amino acids)
Biological process (GO): proteolysis
Molecular function (GO): aspartic-type endopeptidase activity
Source: RefSeq, a predicted model, not a curated record